This is a messenger RNA of Malaclemys terrapin pileata, 1015 nucleotides long. RefSeq names its product SRRM2 protein homolog rsr-2-like. The record is from RefSeq and is a predicted model, not a curated record. Bases 23 to 937 code for a protein of 304 amino acids. The transcript has 2 exons. Lineage: Eukaryota; Metazoa; Chordata; Testudines; Emydidae.
UUUUGAAAAAAUCUCCAAGGGCAUGAUGGAGAGAGGCCACAAUAGGGACUCUGAGCAGUGCCGCGUGAAAGUCAAGGAGCUCAGACAAGCGUAUCAAAAAACAAAGGAGGCAAACGGUCGCUCCGGGUCAGAGCCGCGGACAUGCCGCUUCUACGCCGAGCUGCAUGCAAUUCUAGGGGGGGCUGCCACCACUACCCCACCUGUGAUCGUGGAUUCUGGGUCGGGGAUAGUCUCAUCAGCGACGCCUGAGGAUUCUGCCGAUGGGGGAGAGGAGGAGGAGGAGGAUGAGGAUGAGCUUGCAGAGAGCACACAGCACUCCGUUCUCCCCAACAGCCAGGAUCUUUUUCUCACCCUGACUGAAGUACCCUCCCAAGCCUCCCAAGCCAGUACCCAAGACUCUGACCCCAUGGAAGGGACCUCAGCAGCUGCAAAUUCCUCAAGCCUCCCUCCUCCAUCCCGAAGGUUAUCACAGAUAAGGCGUCGUAAGAAGAGAACGCGAGACGAGAUGUUUUCUGAAAUUAUGGAAUCCAGCCGCAGUGACAGAGCUCAUCUGAAUGAGUGGAAGGAAACAGUUUCAAAGUAUAGGAAAGAAGCCAGUGAACGUGAGGACAGGAGGGACCAACGUGAGGACAGGAGGGACCAACGUGAGGACAGGAGGGACGCUCGAGAUGAGAGGUGGCGGCAGGAAGACCAGAGGAGGCAGGAUGCAACGCUGGGGCUGCUGCGUGAGCAAACAGACAUGCUCCGGCGUCUGGUGGAGCUUCAGGAACGGCUGCUGGAAAACAGACUGCCGCUUCAGCCCCUGUUCCACCCUCCCCCCUCCCCAUGUUCCGUAUCCUCCUCACCCAGACGUGUAAGAACACGGGGGGGGAGGCUCCGUACACCUUCCCAUUCCACCCCAGUAGACAGCCCAAGCAAAAGGCUGUCAUUUUUUUAACCUUUUCUUUGUGGCUUUUUCCUUCCCAGCAAUCCUCCUCCCAAAUACCACCCGGGUUCCCUCCCUCUUUUUCUAAUC